AUGCGAUCCAUCACAUCCUGGAAAGCGUCUAGACGAGCGUGCGAAAUAUUGACGCGUGCGGCACCUGAUCAGAGACCUUCAACAGCGACAAUAGCCGUUAACUCAACGCUUCCGAUGGUGAAUACGAUUUUUAUUGCACACGGCGGUGCAAAUAUCCGCGCAAUAUGUCACAACAUUCCAUUUUUGCAAGACCUUUCCUUCAGAUGUACUGCGCUUAGGGAUUCGUUCACGCGCGCGGACUCCGAACUGGCAGACCAACGUGCUGUUGCUCACCUGGAAUGCCCGGGAGACGAUAUCGCCAACACAGACUAA
Messenger RNA from Plasmopara halstedii, 312 nucleotides. RefSeq lists its product as uncharacterized. The transcript is spliced from 2 exons. The record is from RefSeq and is a predicted model, not a curated record. Bases 1 to 312 code for a protein of 103 amino acids. NCBI's taxonomy places the organism in Eukaryota, Oomycota, Peronosporomycetes, Peronosporales, Peronosporaceae.